AUGCUUUCAACACCCAUAGAAUCCCUAAAAGUACUAUUCUUCGUACUCUUAGUAACACAUACCAUUGUUGCAGCAUUGGAUACAGAUCAAGACUUUGUUGAUCAUGAAGAUGACUUUGACGAUCAUUCACGUGGUGAAAUCAAAGAAACUGCUUCUUUACAAGGUUUGAGCCACUUUUUGGCACAGCAGAAGAUGCCGGCAAACUAUACUUGUGAAAAGUUUCCUAGGGUUUGUGGACUGAAGGACAGCGCAGGGCCAGAUUGCUGCAAGAAGAAGUGUGUGAAUGUGAAGACAGAUCAAUUGAACUGUGGGAUGUGUGGGUAUAAAUGCAAGUACGCUGAGAUAUGUUGUGGAGGGAGGUGUGUGAAUGCAUCAUUUGAUAAGAGCCACUGUGGAGGUUUCCAUAAGAAAUGCAAGAAGGGAGAGUUGUGUGUGUAUGGGAUGUGUGAUUAUGCAUGA
Camellia sinensis is the source of this 459-nucleotide messenger RNA. NCBI's taxonomy places the organism in Eukaryota, Viridiplantae, Streptophyta, Magnoliopsida, Ericales, Theaceae. The record is from RefSeq and is a predicted model, not a curated record.